This is a messenger RNA of Notolabrus celidotus (New Zealand spotty), 1517 nucleotides long. RefSeq names its product akirin 2 (gene akirin2). The record is from RefSeq and is a predicted model, not a curated record. Gene Ontology annotation, biological process: positive regulation of transcription by RNA polymerase II; positive regulation of innate immune response. The transcript is spliced from 5 exons. Bases 353 to 892 code for a protein of 179 amino acids. Gene Ontology annotation, molecular function: transcription coregulator activity. NCBI's taxonomy places the organism in Eukaryota, Metazoa, Chordata, Actinopteri, Labriformes, Labridae. Gene Ontology annotation, cellular component: nucleus; chromatin.
UUCACAGACGAAACGGUACGGCGUUAAUAGGAAGCUAGUCUCAGCCGUUAAGGUUUGUUCACAGGACUAGAGCUGGGAAAUCUCGAAUCAUCUGAAUAUAUAUCACAUUUACACAACUGAAGUUGUUGUCAGUAACUUCAAUAUUCAUUCGGUGAUUUACACAGUUUGUGAUUUGUUAGCAGAAGACAACAGGAGACGUGAGUAGAACGUUUUUGUCUGUAGCCCGGAACCGCUGCUUAGCAUUAGCAGCUCAAACCGGGGCCCAGGACAGCGACGUCUCUAGAAAAACAGGGAUUUUAUUCUUUUUUUUUAAGGUUUUCUAUCCUAAAACCUGUGGACAUACUUUGGCGAGAUGGCUUGUGGAGCUACUCUGAAAAGGACUCUGGACUUUGAUCCGUUAAUGAGCCAAGCUUCCCCCAAAAGGAGGAGAUGCGCCCCGAUCAUGUCUCCAGUGUCUUCCCCUCAGAAGUAUUUGCGUAUGGAGCCCUCACCGUUUGGGGAAGUGUCGUCCAGACUCACCACAGAGCAAAUUCUACACAACAUCAAGCAGGAGUACAAGCGGCUGCAGAAACGACGACACCUGGACACUGCUUUCCAGCAAGCAGACGGGAGCUGUCCUCUGGACCUGCAGAACGUUCACAGUGGAUCUGCCCUACCAGGAACUUCCUCAGGUGCCUCGUCACCCACCAGAAAAGAGCAGCCUUUGUUUUCCCUCAGGCAGGUCGGGAUGAUUUGUGAGAGACUACUGAAAGAGCGGGAGGAUAAAAUCCGUGAGGAGUACGAUGAGAUCCUGACAACAAAGCUUGCAGAGCAAUAUGAUGCAUUCGUCAAAUUCACACACGAUCAGCUAAUGCGAAGGUUCGGAGAGCAGCCUGCCAGCUAUGUUUCCUGAGUGGCGGGGUCUCAUAUCCAGGAUUACCAUUUAAUGCAAGCUACUCCAGGGACUCAGCGGGUCUAGUUGGACUCUCUCCUAGCUGUGCCAUAUCGCCUCUAUGUGGACUUGCUGCCUCAGGCGUCACUUAGUGGCAUCCACAUUUGCUGUGUGUGCCAGAGUUAGGGGGGCUUCCAGCUGCAGGGACUUUCUGUGACUCCACCAGUGGCCUCUUACUGCCGUGUUGAUAUUUAUUUGGCUUUGUUCUGAUGCCUACGUAACAGGCUGACUGCCACCACACACUUGGCCUUCUGAUUUUGUUUUUGUUAAAUUGAGUUAAUUCUACAGAGAGGAUGUUAGUUGUGAAGCUUCUCUUUAUGUACAUUUUUAAAAAGAAAAGAAAAAAGGGAUUGUGAUGAGAGAACGAACCAGCUCACCUGCAGACUGGGCUCCAGGCCCGGGCAUCUUUGGCUUUUUAUUUUUCAGCAUUGUUUUAAAAAUUCUGGCAAUUACUGCUUUUACAUUUGUAUACACUGUAUUUUUGCUUGAGUUUUGUUAAUUGUUAAAAAAUGUAAUGAUUUUAUUUGCUGUAGGUAUAAAGGUGCUUUGAUUCAAGGAAAGCAAAUGAAUAAAGCGUUUACACAAA